GAAUUUUUCCAUUUAAAUACAUUAUGUUUUCGUUUGUUUGUGUGAAUCGAAGCGUAAGAAUAUAUGCUAUAAAUACUUGAUAUGAAAGACAAGUUUAUCUCAAACUGGAUACCAAUCUCAGGAAAUAGAUAUGAAAACAUGAAUUUCGUGAUCGAAGACCGGCGACGACAGGAAUCGAGACAACUAUCGGCUCCCGAACUGGACUCGAAAGGCGGCAAAAAGAUUAUUAUUAGAUCCCAUUCCCAAAUAGAUGUUAUCAAUAAUAGGAGAAACGAUGACUCGGACACCGGCUCGCCGUACGGACGGACACCAAACGACAAUUACAGAGACAAUAGGACCCAAAGUCUGGUCCGAUCGCGACUCUCGAAGUUCGACACCGAGAGGAGCCGAUCGUUGUCGCCCUCGCCGUCCGCAUCCAUUCGCGAGGCCUCGUCGUCGCCAUCUGUAGAGUCGUCAUCACUCCCAUCCCCCUCAUCCAGUUCCUCAUCGCCAGAGAAACUCAUAUUUGGCAUCAGUCCUAAGACUCAUUCACUGUCGAGGGAGUUGUGGUCUAAAUAUAAAUCACUGAUUGAGUCGCGAAGGAAUGAGUGCCAGUCGUCCGCACAGUCCUCCCAACCCUCCCAACCCUUAGCGAGCGGUUGUCAUAAUGGGAACCAAUUGUGUAAAGACUCGAACGGAGAUCCGACACAACGAACAAUACACGAGAGGAAUACACCUGUUCCUAGUGGUGGUGGUAGUGGUGUGGGUCCCAAAAUAGACGGCUUAUCAUCAGCGCAAUCGCCACCCCGUGUAUCAGUUCCAGUGCCAGAGAGCUCGCAGUCAUCUGCGCUCACUCUAAGUGUUAUUGACUCCACAGCUCAGCCAACACCAGAACAGACCUCCUCCUCAUCCCUAACUGUGUCGACAAAUGCCUUGAAUUCAAAUAUCGCUCAAAUGUCGCCCUCACCUGUGAAAACAGUGACCGCAAACACGUCCACCACUUCCUCGGCAGCCAAAGGCCAGCUCACCAGCGAUUUGAGGAAUGGCCGCAACGGUACCGCCAAAUCGAGACCACUAUCGGCGCCGGAAUCGGCGUUACAGGAGUUUAUUGUCCGUCAGUUGACGGACGACGAGAAGGCAAUACUGCAGAAAAACUCACGAAACGGUACCAAAGAUGACAACCAGCCCACAGCCGACUCCAUCCAUUCAAACGGAAAUAGUGUGACAAACGGCACGACUAAUGCAAGUCUACGGAACGGCACUACAGCCAAACCCAUCAUCGAUAAGCCGAAGCCACGGAUUAUAACACUCUCGCGACCGCUGCCUAAACCCGAACCAAAAGCCGCUGAACCCAAGUAUGUGAACGGAAAGUUAGUAUUCGGACAAAUCCCGGUUAAGCCAUUCCUGGCUAAGGGGUCGGUCGCUGAGAGAGUGCUCAUGUUUGAGAAGUGCCCCGAAAAGACUUCUGUGACCAAAGUGAAGAUGUCUGACAAACGGGAUAAGAUGUCGUACAACAAAGUGGGCCAAUGGAUGAAACUCAAUAAUGAUAAUAAUAAUAAUUUUAAUAAUAAACAGAAUGACACCAUCACUCGGAGGUUUUCCCGGUCCAACUCCCUGACAGGUGCCUGUCCCCCGGGCCAAUUGCCUAAAUUUUACUACCCGUUAGGUCGACCCUAUUCCUCGCAUGAAGUGGAAACACAAAUCCGUAAAAUCACAGCAGUUUUUGAUAGAUUCCCGGCCAGAAUAGUGGGGCGCAAGGAGUUGGCAACUAUACUCAAAAUAGUUGGUCUGCCGCUGUAUUGGAAGGAACCGGUGUUCAGAGCAGUGAACAACACAAACAUUAAUAUUAAUAAUAAUGUAAAUAAUGGUAGUAAUGGUAAUGGAAAUGGAAAAAAGGAAGUCAUCAGUUGCGAGGCUUUCGUCGACUAUUGGAAAAAAGUCAUAUCCUCGUGUUAUGACAACGCCUCGCGUUUCGUCAAAAUCCUGACCUCUGGUCAACGCAACUAUCUUUUGCCCGAAGACUUUGCGCCAAUGAUUCAGGACGUGAUCGACACUCACCCGGGACUGGCAUUCCUGAAGGAUGCCGAAGAGUUUCACUCGCGUUACGUGCAUACAGUGAUCGCCAGAAUCUUCUACUGCGUGAACAAGUCAUGGACGGGCAGAAUAACGCUACCGGAGCUGAAAAAGUCUAACUUCUUGCAAGUGGUCUCUCUAUUGGAAGAGGAGGACGACAUC
This is a messenger RNA of Oppiella nova, 2214 nucleotides long. The record is from the annotation of a GenBank genome assembly. Lineage: Eukaryota; Metazoa; Arthropoda; Arachnida; Sarcoptiformes; Oppiidae.